Molecule: messenger RNA, 1134 nt
Organism: Carassius carassius (crucian carp)
Lineage: Eukaryota; Metazoa; Chordata; Actinopteri; Cypriniformes; Cyprinidae
Exons: 9
Coding region: 413-1009 (198 amino acids)
Source: RefSeq, a predicted model, not a curated record
ACAUGUUCUGACAUAUUGAGUCAUGGUGCUUAUGUGGGUAAAUCAGUUUCGAGCCUAGCAUGCAACAUUUUCUAAUCCUAUUCCCACACCUCACUAUUUCGGUUUCCUUUCUCUAUUAUACCUAUAAAAGUGUAAAAAUGGCCAGAUCUGAAAUUAAUCUGAAUGGUUUUAUUCUAACUUCAUUAACCAUGAGAAAUAAUAAAACAAAAUAAGACAUAAUAAAUGUACUUUAAUAAAUUAAACCUCCAAUUCUUAUAUCUCCCUUGGUUUUUCUCUGAAGAAUGGGAAAACAUCAAAUUGAGGUAAAUUUAUGGCACCCUUACUGAUUUAAAUGUUUUAACGUGAUUAGGUUUAAUGUAAAGCACAACUACAGUACUAUAUAAUCAAUCAAAAUGUAGUAUACUAAUGCACAAUGAGACUAUUUCUCUUUUAUUGUCAUGCAGAUAAGUUCAGUUCAUCCAAAACAGGCAGUAAGGAAGACCAGUCUUCUCAAACAUCAAAAGAUAGUGUUCAGAACGGUAUGUUGAACUGGAUCUCCAAUGGUUUUGCCAGCACACUGCCUCUGCCCGGGAGUCCACUUCUUACGAGAGCCAACUCUGAUGCAAAAUCACUUCAGGAUGAAGGUUCUGUAGACAGGGCUGGAGUUAUUGGCUGGAUCUCACAGGGAAUUGGAAAAGUGGUCCCACAGCCUGAUGAGAAAUACCUACAGGACAAGAGUCCAGAAUCUGAAGAAGUCAUAGAGGUUUAUGAGGCAAAGGACCUCCCAGAUCAGGAGGCUUUGCCACAUAUACCAUUAGUAGAACUGAUGUCAGAAGACGAGGCAUCUGAAGUGGAACCAACCGCUCAGUUCCCUCCUAAUAUAAUGAGCUGGAUAAAGAGCGGCUUCCAGAACGCUGUUCCGCACCAUGUGACCAGACACCCAAGUUCCAGUUCUUCCACGCUGAGGUCAUCACAGUGCUCAAACAAAGUUUAUUCACCUCCUCCAGAGUCAGAAACAGGCGUGACAUAGAUCGAUUCAAAAACUCCAAGUAUGAUGGGUUGGAUUGUUCAGGGUCUGGGUCUUUCAAUGCCACAAAAAACAAAGAAGCUUAAAAACAAAGAAGGAUGUUUGGUAAGUGAGGUGCAAUAGUUUGA